Molecule: messenger RNA, 2119 nt
Organism: Bombyx mandarina (wild silkworm)
Lineage: Eukaryota; Metazoa; Arthropoda; Insecta; Lepidoptera; Bombycidae
Gene: AdipoR
Product: adiponectin receptor
Biological process (GO): adiponectin-activated signaling pathway
Cellular component (GO): plasma membrane
Molecular function (GO): signaling receptor activity
Source: RefSeq, a predicted model, not a curated record
UGUUCACACUUCACGCAGUGUCGCGCAUAGAGUUCAGUAGGUAGGUACCACAACGACAACGAUAGUCAGUAAAGUUUUUACAGCUGUAGGAAAUCGCACCCUCUGCAAUAGUAACUGACGAUAGUUCAUUUCAGUGUAUAAAAUUUUUAAGCUAGUGGUCUGUCGAAGUGAUUUUUAACGAACAAAAACAACACAAUCAGAAGUCAUUGGGUGUAAAUUUUUUGUGACGUAAUUGAACUUUUGAUUUUCGAAUAACUGUUCGUGUACCGCUAACAAAGGUCACGGCGGCCAAUGGUUGCCAAUUUCCCAUCUUCGCGUGAUUGAAACAAGCGAAGAUGUGGGAAGUGGAAUCUGAUAUUGGAUCCCAAAGCGUCUCCUCCGAUGGAUUGCGACGCAGGCAAGGAUGGGAUCCCGAUGCGGAGAGCCUUGCCUCUCAAAUGGACGAGCUCGACGAAGUCCUCGCAGAAGAAGAAGAAGGAUGUCCGCUGCCUUCAACACCGGAGGAUCAACAUCUGUUGGAUGCCGAAAUGGCUGAAGUUUUGAAAGCUGGCGUGUUAUCCGAUGAGAUUGAUUUGGGAGCACUGGCCCAUAACGCCGCCGAACAGGCCGAGGAAUUCGUUCGCAAAGUAUGGGAGGCGUCGUGGAACGUGUGCCAUUUCAGACAUUUGCCACGUUGGCUGCAAGACAACGAUUAUUUACACAAAGGACAUAGACCGCCUCUGCCUUCGUUUAGCGCAUGUUUUGCAUCAAUUUUCCGAAUCCACACUGAGACAGGUAACAUUUGGACGCAUCUCCUUGGCUGCGUGGCAUUCAUUGGCGUCGCGAUCUACUUUCUGUCUCGUCCAUCUAUCGAAAUUCAAAUGCAAGAGAAAGUUAUAUUCGGUGUUUUUUUUGUCGGCGCUAUCGUAUGCCUCGGUUUUUCUUUUGCCUAUCACACACUGUACUGCCACUCUGAGAUGGUCGGAAAGCUGUUCUCAAAGCUGGAUUAUUGUGGAAUAGCAUUGCUCAUCAUGGGCUCCUUUGUUCCAUGGUUGUACUACAGUUUCUACUGCCACUACAGACCGAAGAUCAUAUACCUAUCUGUAGUAGUUGUUUUAGGAAUUUUGUCAAUAAUAGUGUCUUUGUGGGAUAGAUUCUCAGAACCUCGACUAAGACCUCUCAGAGCAGGAGUUUUUAUGGGCUUUGGUUUAUCUGGUAUAGUCCCAGCAAUUCACUAUGGGAUUACCGAAGGCUGGUUCAGUCAAGUUAGCAAAGCAUCAUUGGGCUGGUUAGUUUUGAUGGGAUUACUCUAUAUCUUAGGUGCCAUGUUCUAUGCCUUAAGAGUGCCAGAACGUUGGUUCCCUGGCAAAUGUGAUAUUUGGUUUCAGUCCCAUCAAAUAUUCCAUGUUCUUGUGAUUGUAGCUGCUUUUGUACAUUACCACGGUAUAAGCGAAUUGGCAUCUUACAGAGUCACAGUAGGAGAGUGCUCCAUGCCACCAACAUCAAUGGCAUUUUAGUACAAGUUAGACCAAAAUGUGAUAGUAGACCAUAUAAAUUACCAUAUUAACAAAUAACAGAAACAUCUGUUAGUUGCACUGUACAUAAUUAUAGAGUGUCAUUAAAUGAAAGUUACUGGUAUUUGUACAUUUUUAUUGAGAAAAAAAAAAUCCAAUAGUCAAUCUGACAUUUUUUUUAAAUCUGUUAAGAUUUUGAUACAUGUACUGAAAUUACAAAACAGUUCACAAAUUGGAAUCUAGAUUGAUGGUAAUAAUAAAUUCUGUUAAAAAUGAGUUGUUUAUUUAAUUUUAUUUUAAUUGUGUUGAAUAAUCUUGUUGCACUGAAAUGUUGUUAUUGUAGAUUAAAGAUCACAGAAAACAUUGUAUACAGUUUAAGAAGUUUUUGGUGUUCAUUGUUUAUUGAAAUAAUUGUACUUAACUUUGAUUUGCUUACUUAAUUCCUUGCUUUUUUUGCACUUAAAUAAUUAAAAAAUAUCAUUGUAGGUCAGACCAUAAGUAAAAUCCAAUUAUGCCGUUUUAUAAAAUAAAAAUGCUUUGAUUAAUAAUAAUAAACCUUUUUUAAUUUAUUACUAACACAUACACAAAAAAAUUAUUAAUUUUUAAAUGUUUAUUUCAUAUUUCAA